GCCCGUACGGACACAACCGUCGUUUGUUUUCCCCACAUAAACAGCGUGAAAGCGUAAUGACGGCGAAACAAGCGUCGUCCGUGCGAUUAAAAUUGUGUUAUUUGUUUUCGUUUGGAGAAAAAAUUCCGGGAAACUAUAUUCCGCUCAUCUCGGGGGUGCCGCUAAAGAGUUUUACAAUUAAAGUGAAGUUGUUUUGUUGCUGAAAUUAGCUUCUGAGCUGAGCGGAUUGCGCGAGGCUCCAAAAUUGAAAGUGGCUUGUGUUGACCGUGAUCACAAAAAUAUGACGCCAGUGGCUGUGGUGGAAUCGCCUCUACGAAAAUCAGACGCUUCGCGGCUGUUCCGAACGCCGAGGGCUGUGGCUCAGGAAGUGGUGAAUGAUGAUGAGGCGGAGAGAAGAAUUCGGAGAUCGGCUGCCUCCUUGGAUGACAGCACGGUGUCCGUCGGAGCGACCGUUGAGGACAAUGAUAACAUUAAGAUGUGCCUCCAGUUAUACUCAGAUAAUAAAUUGAGUAAAGACAACGCCUGGUCGGUGACGAUCAUCGACACGUUCUCGAAGCUAAUGUCGCGCCACUCGAGCUCGCUGCAGAACUUUCAGGUUGCUGGUUCGACGCUGGAGGCAUCCACGAAGGUGUACGGCCUUCGGGUGGACUCGGUUCACACGGACGUGAUGCGCAUGUGCUCGGAACUAACCCGGCAAUCUGCUCGCACGAUGGACAACAAUCGCGACGAGGACGUAGAUGACGACGGCGGCGGAGACGAAGCAGCCAACAAGGAAAACGAUCCCAAUCGGUCGGUCGCACCCGGGGGACAAACACAGGAACCAAAGACGAAGAGGAAGCGUGCCCGGAAGCAUGUGAGCACCAUCACUAAGAACAAGGAAUCAAUAAAUGCACCGCUGGACACGAAUCCAUUCACGGAUCCUUUCUUCGCCAAGCUGAACUCCGUCGUGGGCGAUGUGAACAGCACGAGUCGGCUGAUGCAAAACAUUGUUCCAACCGAAAACGCUGAGAUGCGACUUCGGAUGGAUUACAAGUUCUGGGAUGAUUCCGACGCGCCAGAGUUAGAUUUGGAGGCUAGCGAAUGUUACGAUAACUUCGAUAUGAAUUCGGUUGUGAUGUACAGCGUAUCGAAGGCUAACAAAUUACAUCAGAUGCUCGCGGGGUACGUGAUAACGGAUGCUCCAGCGGAGGACGAGAAUGACGACGGCGAAAAAUUGAAGGACACGCAGGAUACACAAGCGCGUGAAGCGGCCGAUGAGCCACAACCGCUGAAUCGAUCCGCUUUGGAUGUGCAAUUCGAUAUCGAUGCUGAGGUGGAACCAAUCCCUGUUGGGGAUGCCUACAUUAUCGAUUAUGCUUCUGUAGAUGCAAUGGGUGGAACCGACAAUGACGACGAGUUCAACGAGGAGGACCAAAUCGCACUGCAAAACUGUCGAGGGCUGAAGCGUAAAACCGUAGUCAUCGAGGAUAUGCGACCCAUCGAUGCUUCCUCGACAAAUCUGGAGUAUUCUUACAGAGCGCUGGAUAACAUCUCGCAAUAUUGGGCCGGCCCAUCCCACUGGAAGUUCAGACGAUCGAAGCUCAGUCGCAGUUUGUCGAUUCGUAGUAGUUCCCUGGUGAAUCCAGGUGCUGAUGGUAAAGACAAACCCAAACAGAAACAAACGCGAAAGAAAAAACGUUUCGAAUUGGAGGCUCUCGAUGAUAUGAUCAGUGUUGGGGAGGAAUAUUUCCCACCGUACAAUCCAAAUCGACCAGUGAAAAACAUAACCCACCAAAAGAGUAUGAUCUGCAAAAAAUGGGAUGCCAAGAAAUUGAAAUUACCCACCGAUUUCCAUUUGGAGAGGAAUAGAUUCGAGACGAACAAGUUCAGCCGGGGGUUGAAGGUUCGCGAUUUCGAUGCAUCACCCGAACCCGAUGUGCCAGUAGACGAUUACGAUUAUGACAAUCCGGUCGACCAAAAUUAUUGCAGUCGAGUGAUGAAUGACGAAACCGAUAACGAAGCUGAGCACGGCCCCGAUUUCGGUGGGGGCGGUGACAAUGAUCAUCACACGUUCGAUGAUGCCGGUGGUGGAGAUGACGGCGGAGGCGGAGCUCCCCUCAACACCAGCCUUGACUUCAUACCGACUGAGUUCCAAGGUGCUCCGGAUAAGGUGGCAAAAAUAAAAAUUGCUUACGCGAGAACAGCGAAAGUGGUUGACAUGAAGCAGCUGAAAUCAUGCUGUUGGAGGCUUAUCGCGGAACAGAUUCAAACUUCCGGUGGGGAUGUGGAUGUUCCGAGCAGUAACGCGGGCAAGGAUUGCAAAUCUAAAUUCACCGAUGUCUAUCGGGAGCUGCCCCACAUUCUGUCCAAGUCGAUGAGUGAAAACAUCUCCAAAUCGCUGGCCUUCUAUUCGGUUCUUCAUCUGACCAACGAACGAUCGCUGCGGUUGUUGAGCCAGGAAGAUUUGGAUGAUUUUCUGAUUCUACCACCGGCGUAGCAUAAUAGCCUAGACGCUUCCGAAGCUCAUGGGAACAGUUGUAGCCUGUCGAAGGAAGGUAGGAGAACGUCGCUUAGUGCAAAGUAAUUAGUUCGCGAUCGUCUGUCUAAGUUUACUGCUGUACAGUUGUUGUGGAAUUAAUGGAAACCGAACUCAUUUCGACUAACUGAAUGUUCGUCGUUUUCUCGAAAACGUCUGCAUAAUAUCAACUCAUGUUUGUAUCACAAAUUAAGGGAAAAUCAUUUUUCAGAACUUUCGGUCGUACACUCCCAAUGGGGAGAACAUAUCGGAGAUAGCGUAAAUGAAAAAUAUAAAAGUGUAAAUACAUUUGUAGCUAGAUUUAGUUUUACGUCUGUCAUAACGAA
Molecule: messenger RNA, 2841 nt
Organism: Toxorhynchites rutilus septentrionalis
Lineage: Eukaryota; Metazoa; Arthropoda; Insecta; Diptera; Culicidae
Gene: barr
Product: condensin complex subunit 2
Exons: 6
Coding region: 281-2476 (731 amino acids)
Biological process (GO): mitotic chromosome condensation
Cellular component (GO): condensin complex
Molecular function (GO): chromatin binding
Source: RefSeq, a predicted model, not a curated record